Messenger RNA from Lotus japonicus, 1188 nucleotides. RefSeq names its product serpin-ZX-like. The annotation marks the transcript as partial. Gene Ontology annotation, molecular function: serine-type endopeptidase inhibitor activity. The record is from RefSeq and is a predicted model, not a curated record. The transcript is spliced from 3 exons. NCBI's taxonomy places the organism in Eukaryota, Viridiplantae, Streptophyta, Magnoliopsida, Fabales, Fabaceae.
AUUGUUGAUGUGGCGGAAUCAAUUGAAAGCCAAACCGACGUUGCUCUUAGCAUCGCAAAACGUUUGUUCUUGAAAAAUUCAAACAACGACAAAAAUAUUGUGUUUUCGCCAUUAUCGCUUCACGUUCUGCUCAGCAUAAUCGCCGCCGGUUCUGAUGGCGCCACACUCGAUGAGCUUCUCUCCUUCCUCGGAUCGGAUUCCACCGACCAUCUCAACUCCUCCGCCUCUAAGCUCAUCUCUGUCGCGGGCUCUGAUGCUUCCUCCGUCGGCGGCGGCCCUCAACUCUGUUUUGCCAGCGGCGUGUGGGUUGAACAAUCUCUUGCUCUUCACCAUUCCUUCAAACAACUUGUGGCUACUGAUUAUAAGGCCUCUUUGACCUCUGUUGAUUUCCGCAAUAAGGCACGUGAAGUGGCGGAUGAAGUUAAUUUAUGGGUUCAGAAAGAGACACAUGGCCUUAUCAAAGACCUUGUUAAUCCUAGGUCAGUUAGCAACUCAACCAGACUCAUUUUUGCAAAUGCAUUGUACUUCAAGGGUAAAUGGUUUGAGAGGUUUGAUGCUUCAAUGACAAGAAACUAUGAUUUUCACCUUCUUAAUGGCACCUCAGUUGAGGUUCCCUUCAUGGUCAACAAGAAGAACCAGUUCAUUAGUGCUUUUAAGGGUUUCAAAGUCCUUGGUUUGCCUUAUAAACAUGGUCUUCAUAAGCAGGGUGAAGAUAUGCGUCGGUUUUCCAUGUACAUUUUUCUUCCAGACGCAAAAGAUGGACUGUCUGCUUUGGUUGAGCAGUUGUCUUCAAAUGUUGAGUUCCUCGAAUCCAGGCUUCCUCGUGAAAAAGGGAAAGUAGGUGACUUCAGGAUUCCCAAAUUCAAAAUUUCUUUAGGGUUUGAAGCCUCUGAUGUUCUUAAGAAGCUAGAAGUGGUUUUACCUUUCUCAACGGAUGCAAAUUUAACAAAAAUGGUGGAUUCUAACCUAUAUGUUUCCAAGAUAUGUCACAAGUCUUUCAUUGAAGUAAAUGAAGAAGGCACCAGAGCUGCAGCAGCGAGCGCAGGAAGAGCAAUGCUUUGUGCGUCGCCAAGGCCGAAGACUCAGAUAGACUUCGUAGCUGACCACCCUUUCUUGUUCGUGAUUAGAGAAGAGAUGACUAGAACAACACUAUUUGUAGGGCAGGUGCUCAAUCCACUUACUGGAUGA